Prorocentrum cordatum is the source of this 1446-nucleotide messenger RNA. The record is from the annotation of a GenBank genome assembly. Lineage: Eukaryota; Dinophyceae; Prorocentrales; Prorocentraceae.
UUCAUGGAUCACAGCCCCACGUGAAGUCACGCCUCAGCCAGCACCACGGAAGUAUUCGGACUGCCGCUGCAACUUGCCCCUACACACGACAGCGCUAAGCAAGCCUGAUGCCCGCGGUUCCUCAUGAAGCGCGCCGCCGAGGAUGUGUGCAACAGGAGCAAACAGCAAAGCGGAGGAUGGCGUGGGCUGGGACAAAAAAAAAGGCGUUGUGGGCAGGACCCCGUGGCCCAACCGGCCAUUUCUAGAAUCCACACAACGGCAGCCGGAAUAGGGAGGAGGAGCACGAGCGAAGAGAGGCGAGGAAGCACGGAGCAGAGGUAAAGAGCAUCCAACGAGGGUAUGAUGUAGCCGUGCACUUGCGCGUGCGCAGACCAGCCCCCUUGGACGGCACCCGCACGGUGGGCCCUCGCGAGCAGCUGCGCACACCAGCAAGGAAGCCGGCGGAAGGCGAGAGGACAAGACCACGAGGAGGGACGUGGAGGACGAGGAGGCCAUCAUCUCGAGCGGCCUGUGGCGCCCCGCAAGGGGAGGGCGCGAGCUCUGCGGCGCGUCUCGCCGCUGACCCCCCCCCGCCUGGAACGCUGUAGCGCCAGGGGGGGGGGAGAGACCCCCUCACGGUGAGAUGGGGGCCGAUGCGUGCGCCGACCGCGAAGCGGCAAGCGCAGGCCGAGCAAACUCGGCGGGAGGCCCCACCGACCGCUUUAUUAUGGUGUGGGUUGGCGGGACCUCCAAAAAAGAUGGUGCAGAGGCCGCAAGCGGCCUUGAGCCAAAGGCAAGGAGAGGGAAGCAACGAAUUGCGAGGAAACCCACUAGGAAGAGGAGGAGGAGGAGGAAGAGGAGGCGGCGGGUGAGCAAUAUCAUCGACGGCACCUGAUGGCGAGGAGCAGCAUGACGAUGAGGACGAGGGCCGCGAGCACCGAGCGGAAGACUGAGAGAGCUACGCCUUCGCCUUCGCCACGCCGGCCUGCAGCCCGCGACCGGGAGCCGGGUGCGGCCCGCCAUGCCCCCCGCCGAGGAGCGCGUCAGUCGCCAGCGCCGAUCUUGCGCGUGUAGAUCAGCAUGCUGGAGCUCCUCUCGCUCCCCACCUGGAUCAGGUCCUUCUCCUCCAGGUGGCGGAUGGCCUGGCGAGCGACCGACCCGUUGACCUUCAGCCUCUCGCUGACAAUGGCCGUGGUGAUCAGCUUCGCCUUUGGAAUCUCCUUCAGCAUCUUGUCGUACGUGGCCUGGUCGAACAUGACCAGGUUGGCGAGCUUCUCCUUGACCUUGCCCUUGCUCCACUUCUUUUUCUUGGACUUGCCUCCCGCCAUUGCGGCCUUCAUCUUGGCCUCCUUCGACUUCUGCACGACUUUGUUGGCGCCCAUCGCUGCCCGGCCUCGUCGGGGUGCCCGCGGGCAGGUAGAGUGGAAUAAAUCGGGAGGCGCGAUACGUCCUGCGGCCGAAGCGGCU